Cuscuta europaea is the source of this 1377-nucleotide messenger RNA. Lineage: Eukaryota; Viridiplantae; Streptophyta; Magnoliopsida; Solanales; Convolvulaceae. The record is from the annotation of a GenBank genome assembly.
AUUAUGCUUUGUAUGAAAUUCAAAAGAUGUUACGUAGUUGUGGAAGGAGUUUAGAAGAAUUCCACUGCAUGCCAUUACCUGAUAAUAGAUUUUUAUUCAAUAAUACCAACCGGUUGGUAUAUGAUGAGUUGAAUUAUGACCGGGCAAAUUUGGUAGAGGAGCACAAACAUUUGCUGGGUAAUCUAACUGCAGAGCAAAGAAAUGUCUAUGAUAGGAUAAUGAAUGCCAUUGAUUCAAAUAGGGGUGGAGUCUUCUUUGUGUAUGGAUACGGUGGCACUGGAAAAACUUUCGUAUGGAUGACUCUUUCUGCUGCUAUACGUUCUAGGGGAGAAAUAGUAUUGAAUGUUGCAUCGAGUGGAAUCGCAUCAUUGUUGCUUCCAGGAGGUCGAACUGCGCAUUCUCGGUUCAAGAUUCCAAUUCAUCCUAACGAAGAUUCUACGUGCAAUAUAAAACAAGGUAGCGCUCUUGCUGAACUUUUGGUCAAGUGUAAGCUUAUAAUUUGGGAUGAAGCUCCAAUGGUCCAUAAACAUUGCUUUGAAGCUUUAGACCGGACUCUGCGUGAUUUUUUGCGGUUUCAAAAUUCAAGAAGUCAUGAAUUGCCCUUUGGUGGAAAGACAAUAGUGUUUGGUGGAGAUUUCAGACAAAUCCUUCCUGUCAUACCUAAGGGGACGAGGCAAGAUAUUGUAAAUGCAUCCAUAAAUUCUUCCCAUUUGUGGCAACAUACAAAUGUCAUGCGUUUAACAAAGAAUUUGAGGCUUCUUCAUUUGCCAGCUGAUGACGAGUUAGAAUAUUUGAUCAAGUUUUCUGAAUGGAUUGCAAGCAUUGGAGAUGGCACCAUGGGAGGACCAAAUGAUGGGUUUGUGGACAUUGAGAUUCCAGAUGAGUUUUUGUUAAAAGAUUUUGAUGAUCCUAUAGCCAGAAUGGUUGAAUGCAUUUAUCCUUCCUUUGAUGCUAUUCAUGAAGAUCCCAUUUAUUUAGAAAAGAGAGCAAUAUUGGCACCCACUCUACAAGUUGUUGAUUCCAUCAAUGACUACAUGCUUUCUUUAAAUGGUUCUGAGAUGAAGACAUACCUUAGUUCUGAUAGUCCGUGUAAAUCAGAUUCAAAUCCUGACUUUUUAGCAGAUAUCCAUACUCCAGAAUUUUUGAAUGGAAUAAAAGCUUCAGGAGUACCAAAUCAUGAACUGCAUCUUAAAGUUGGAACACCAGUGAUGCUAAUGAGGAACCUUGAUCAUUCUCAAGGGUUGUGCAAUGGGACUAGGAUGGUUAUUACCAGAUUAGGUAAACAUAUUUUGGAAGCAAAAGUUUUGACAGGGUUGAGUGCAGGUGAGAAGGUAUUGAUACCGAGAAUGUCUUUGACUCCAUCUGAUGUGAGAUUGC